Messenger RNA from Myripristis murdjan (pinecone soldierfish), 3140 nucleotides. Its product is annotated as sorting nexin-14-like. Lineage: Eukaryota; Metazoa; Chordata; Actinopteri; Holocentriformes; Holocentridae. The coding region runs from base 208 to 2994 and encodes 928 amino acids. The record is from RefSeq and is a predicted model, not a curated record. Gene Ontology annotation, cellular component: late endosome. Gene Ontology annotation, biological process: autophagosome maturation. The transcript has 29 exons. Gene Ontology annotation, molecular function: phosphatidylinositol-3,5-bisphosphate binding.
GAAGGGAAGUGACGUCGGUUGGAUUACAUUCCAUCUGUCAAGGAAGUCAACGGGAGUUUAACUGAAAAAAAUAAUGGAAAACAUGAAGUAAAAACUUUUGGGAAUCGAGAAACGAGCUUGAAUUUGGGCUUUGGAGGACAGACGUGGGCAGUGCCUGUGGAUAAAAUGAGUUUUAUGAUGUGAAGAGCUUCGGUCCCGUCGAAAAGGAUGGCAGGCAUUCAGGCGUAUCUGGAGAAUCUGAAGCAAGGGCUGAAGAUUGACGUGCUGAGGGAAACCAGCCGUCAGUAUCCAGUGUUUUGCUUUCUGCUGCUGUCUAUGCUCUCCUUCACUGUCCUGCUCAACAGGUAUAUCCACAUUCUGAUGGUGUUUUGGUCUUUCCUGGCUGGCAUCAUUACUUUCUAUUGCUCCCUUGGACCAGAGUCCCUUCUCCCAAAUAUUCUCUUCACUUUAAAGCCAAGGAACAAACAGCAGCAGCAGCAGCAGGAAUUGUUUCCUCUGGGCCACAGCUGCGCCGUGUGUGGGAAGGUCAAGUGCAAACGUCACCGGCCUACCCUGCUGCUUGAAAACUAUCAGCCAUGGUUGGACUUGAAAAUCUUUUCAAAAGUGGACGCUUCGAUAGCAGAGGUGUUCGAGUUAGUUCUUGAGAACUUUGUGUAUCCCUGGUACAGGGACAUCACAGAUGAUGAGGCGUGCGUGGAUGAACUGAGGUUGACCUUCCGCUUCUUUGCGUCGGUGCUCGUCCGCCGGGCUCAGAAGGUUGACGUCCCCACCGUAUUUGCUGACAAAGUGAUGAAAGCUGCAUUGAAGCAUAUUGAAGUUAUCGCCAAAGCUCGACAAAAAGUGAACAGCGAGGAGGGCUUACAGCAGGCAGCGCUGGACGAAUACGGGCCCGACCUCCACAUUGCUCUACACAGCCGCAAAGAUGAGCUGCUCUACCUGAGGAAGCUGACAGAGAUGUUGUUUGACUUUGUCAUGCCUCCGAAAGCAACAGAGUGCAGGUCUCUGGCUCUGUUGCUGCGAGAGGUGAUGGCGGGCUCUGUCAUCCUACCAACCAUGGACUUCAUGGCUGAUCCUGAUACUGUGAAUCUCAUGGUGCUCAUCUUUGUUGAUGAUACUCCACCGGAGCCAGCCACAGAACCUCCAUCUCCCCUGAUUCCUUUUCUACAGAAAUAUGCUGAAUGUAGCAACAAGAAACCAUCUGUGUUGAAGUUGGAGCUGAAGGAGAUCAGGGAGCAGCAGGACCUCCUCUUCCGCUUCAUGAACUUCCUUAAGCAGGAGGGCGCCGUGCACGUACUUCAGUUCUGCCUCACUGUGGAGGAGUUCAAUGACAAGAUCCUGAGUCCAGAGCUGAGCGACUCUGAGCUGCAGCGUUUGCACAGCGAGGUGGUGCACAUCUACGAGACCUACUGCCUGGAGGAGAGCAUCGACAAGAUCAGCUUUGACCCGUUCAUUGUGGAGGAGAUAAGGAACAUUGCCAAAGGACCGUACACUGGUGUGGUGAAGCUGCAGACGAUGCGCUGCCUGUUUGAGGCCUACGAGCACGUCCUGUCUCUGCUGGAGGCGGUCUUCACCCCGAUGUUCUGUCACAGUGAUGAGUACUUCAGACACCUGCUGAGGGGGGCAGAGUCUCCAGCCAGGAACUCAAGGAUCAACAGAAACACGUCAAAACGAGGGGAGUCCUUUGGAAUCAGCAGAAUUGGGAGCAAAAUCAAGGGGGUGUUCAAGAGCACGACCUUGGAGGGGUCCUUACUCCCACCCAGUGCCAUGAACGACGCUGAGGAGGAUUUUGUGGAGGAGGCGACGGUUGUGUUGGAGGACAACUCCCCCGCCGAGCCGGCCAGCACCCCGGGUGCCCUGAGGAACCUGUCGGCCUGGAGCAUCACCAUCCCUUACAUCGACUUCUAUGAAGACGAGGUCAAGAGGGAGAAGAUCCCCGUGUUCUGCAUCGACGUGGAGCGCAACGACAGGAAGGAAGUCGGUCAUGAGACUGAAAAGUGGUCAGUCUACAGAAGAUACCUCGAGUUCUACGUACUAGAAUCAAAACUCACUGAGUUUCAUGGCACAUUUGCAGAUGCACAGCUUCCAUCCAAAAGAAUUAUUGGACCAAAGAACUAUGAAUUUCUGAUGACAAAAAGGGAAGAAUUUGAGGAAUAUUUAAAGAGGCUCCUGCAGCAUCCAGAACUGAGUAACAGCCAGCUGCUCGCUGACUUCCUGUCUCCUUACAGCAUGGAGUCGCAGUUCCUGGACAAGAUGCUGCCUGAUGUCAAUCUGGGUAAAAUUUUCAAGUCUGUUCCUGGGAAACUGAUAAAAGAGAAAGGACAGAACCUGGAGCCGUUCAUACAGUCCUUCUUCAAUUCGUGCGAAUCGCCUAAACCCAAACCCAGCCGCCCGGAGCUGACCAUCAUCAGUCCCACAGCCGAGAACAACAAGAAGCUCCUCAGCAAUCUUUUUAAGAACAACGCUAACCUCUCAGAGGGCCCAGAGAGGAGACACAACCAGAACUACUUCAUGGAAAUGAUGACUGUUGACGGCAUGUAUGAUUGCAUGAUGUAUGUCGGCCGGGUGGUUUUCCACAUGCCGGACUGGCUGCAUCAUGUCAUGGCUGCCGGGAGAAUCCUGUUCAGGAACACGUUUGAUACGUACAUGGACCACUACAUGCAGUCGAGACUGGACCAGAUCCUGCAGGAACACCGCAUGGUCUCCCUCAUCACCCAGCUCAGAGAUGCUGUUUUCUGCGAGACCUGCGAGGAGCGAACUCCAGAGGACAAACAAAUCAGAGCCAAGCAGACGUUUGAGGAAAUGAUGAAGUAUUUACCAGACUUUGUGGGAAAGUGCAUUGGUGAGGAGGCGAAGUACGAGGGCAUUCGGCUCCUGUUUGACGGUUUCCAGCAGCCGCUUCUCAACAAGCAGGUGACCUACGUCCUGCUGGACAUCGCCAUGCAGGAGCUGUUCCCUGAACUCAGCAAGCAGGGACCGAGGGAGUCGCCCACGUAAACCACAAGACACCACACUAAAUACCAGCUGUCCCAUAACCCGGCUUAUGGAAGUGCAAUACUAUGAACUCCACUGUCUCUGGGACUAUCUCAGCAUUCCAAUGUAUAUUAAUGCACUAAUAAAGAUAUAUAUUUAUUGUUACUGCA